Molecule: messenger RNA, 8130 nt
Organism: Aureococcus anophagefferens
Lineage: Eukaryota; Pelagophyceae; Pelagomonadales; Pelagomonadaceae
Exons: 7
Coding region: 1-8130 (2709 amino acids)
Biological process (GO): phosphorylation; pyruvate metabolic process
Molecular function (GO): oxidoreductase activity; pyruvate, water dikinase activity; ATP binding
Source: RefSeq, a predicted model, not a curated record
AUGCACGAGUUCAUCGGCGUGCUCAACGCCGACACGACGAAGAAGUCGUCCUGCUACUUCGGGAGCGACGAGAUGACGUACCGGACGACGGCGCGCGACUCCAUGGACAUGGACAUGGACGCCGCGUCCAAGCAGGGCACGUCGAACAUGCGCGCCCAGGCCAAGAAGCUCAAGGCCGAGCUCAGCGGCCACAAUUUUGUGUUGGGCAACGACGUGCUCAACUACUCGACGACGUCCGCGACGUCCUUCAAGUACGAGUCCGAGUCCGCGCUCGCGGCGCAGGGCACGCUCAUCAAGGAGGUCAAGGCCGACCUGCGCAAGGAGCACUUCAACUUUGGCAACGAGGUCGUCCAGUACGAGACCGACGCCCAGCGGUCCAUGAAGAACGGCGAGAUCACGCCCGCGCGCCUCGGCGAGAUGAAGCACGACGCCAAGGCCGCCCAGGACCUCAAAAUCAAGCUCCUCGCCACGUCCGUCGUCAUCGGCGACGACCCGACCUACAUGCGCUGCCCGAGCAUGGCGCUCGCGCGGGGCAUGAGCGUGCGCAAGUCGCUGGACACGCACGAGACCUGCGUGUCGAGCUGCGUCGAGACGCUCAAGACCAUGGAGCCGUCGCUGCUGAAGCCGGAGGUCGUGGCGCAGCUCAGCGCCGGCGCGGGCGACCGGUCCGCCUUCGUCCUCGGCGCCGGCGAGGUGCUGGCGACGGAGACGGCGCUGACGGGCGGCAAGGGCUCGUCCCUCGCCAUCCUCAACGCCAUCGCCGGCGUCGCCGUGCCGACCUUCUUCUGCGUCACGACCGCGGCCUACCGCGCGCACUUUUCGACGGCCGAGUCGGAGGCGCUGCUCGCGGGGCUCCAGGCCCUCAGCGACGGCUUCCGCCCGAGCGCCGGGUCGCCGUCGAAGCGGUCGGAGCUGGAGAACGCGGCCGAGGCCAACGGCAUGGCCGAGCUCUUCGCCAAGGCCGCCGAACUUCGCGCGCACAUCGCGGCGUCGCCGCUCUCCGACGCCGCCGAGGCCGCGGUCGGCGCCGCGCUCGCCGCGGCGAGCCUGGCGGAGCGGCCCGUCGCCGUGCGGUCGUCGGCGACGUCGGAGGACGGCGCCGAGGCGUCCUUCGCGGGGCAGCACGACACGUUCCUCUACCAGCGGGGCCUCGGCGCCGUCGUCGCGAGCGUCAAGGCGUGCUGGGCGUCGGCCUUCACGGACCGCGCCGUCGAAUACCGCCACCGGCACGGCGUGCCCCACGCGGGCACGGUCAUGGCCGUCGUCGUCCAGGACAUGGUCGAGUCGACGGUCGCGGGCACCGCGUUCUCCGUCGAGCUGAACACGGGCUUCCCGGCGGCGCAGGUCGCCGCGUCCUACGGCCUCGGCGAGGCCGUCGUCUCCGGCGAGGUCACGUCCGACGAGUGGCUCUUCGACCGCAGUAAGCUGGCGUGCAUCAAGCGCGUGCUCGGGAGCAAGAAGUGCGAGUACGUGCCCAGGAGGGGCGCGUCCGGCUGCGACAAAGUCGCCGUGGAGGAGCGGCGGCGCGCGCGCUUCUGCAUGGACCUGGACACGGCGCGGCGCGUCGCGGCGGCGACGCUCAAGGUGCGGGCCGUCUACGAGCAGCUCUUCGGCUACGACGACGUCGACACGGAGUUCGCCGUCAGCGGCGCGGACACGGUGCUCCACCUCCAGUCGCGGCCCGUCGUCGCGCUCGGCGCGAAGGAGAUCCUCACCGUGGACCGGCGCGCCGCGCGGAGCCGCGUCGUCGCCAAGGGGAGCUACUCGCUCCUCGGGGCGGUCGCGGGCACGUGCCGCGUGAUCCGCAACUUCGAGGAUCUCAUCAGCGGCAAGGCGUCGAUUCGGCCCGACGACGUCGUCGUCACGGCGAAGACGUCGAACUACUGGAACCAGUACCUGACGUCGCUCCGCGGCAUCGUCACGGAGGACGGCAGCCCGACGGCGCAUCCCAUGUUGAUCGGCCGCGAGCGGCGCCUCGCGGUGCUCUGCGGCGUCCCGGGCGUCGUCGACAAGCUCGCGAAGCUCGACGGGCGGCCCGUCACGCUCGACGGCCUGACCAAGGCCGUCUACGCGGGCCACCUCGAGCUCCACUCCGCGAGCCGCUUCGAGCUCGAGGGCGAGUUCCGAGUCCAGGCGCCGACGCCGCCGAAGAAGGACUCGGACGUCUUGGCCUUCCUCAAGUCCUACGGCCGCUGCCGCUUCGCCGACGACGACGUCUGGAUCCACAACCCGAACUCGCCGCUGUCGCCGUGGUUCGCGGCGCUGCGGACCUCGGUGUAUCCCGCGCGCGCCGCGCUCCUCGAGGCGGCCCUGGGCGCGAACGCCCCGAAGCCGGACGUCUUCUGCGGCGACUUCCGGAUCUUCGAGGACGGCGUCGUCGCCGACAAGUUCGUGCCCAUCGAGGACACGCUCCGCGCGUUCCAGAACGUCGGCUUGGCCGAGUGCCGGCAGUACCACGACGCCGUCGACGACGCGGGCCGCCGCUACCACCGCGCCUGCGCGGCCUUCGCGGCGGCGCCGUCCGUGGCGACGUGGCGAGCCUACGCCGCCGCCUUCGCGCCGCUCCACGCGGCGCUCUGGCUCUCUUUUUUUUGGCGCAUGCACGUCAAGCAGCUGUCGAGCGCGUUGGCCGCGGACCACGGCGUCGCGCACGUGCACUACGACGAGAUGCUCACGCUGGCCCACGACGAGCUCGGCAAGCACGACGAGGACGCGCGCUUCACCAACGAGCUCGUGGAUUUGGCCGACGAGCUGCGCCACGAGUGCCUGUCCGGCGCGGAGCAACUGGCGCACGCGCGCGAGGGCUCGGUGUCCCACGAGGCGAAGCAUCUCGAGGCCGUCCGGGCCCUCGCGGCGAAGGACCCCGCCGUCGCGGCGAAGCUGCGGGGCAUCGCCGCGCGGUACCGCGUUCUGAAGGACACGGACGUCGGCCGGGAGCCGCCCUACGCGGCCGUUUUGGAGAAGGUCACGGAGGCCAUCGAGCAGGGCGCCUGCCGCGCCCACGACCACGCCGACGACGCGAUCGUCGAGUACUACCCCGAGGCGCCCGCCGUGCACGAGGCCGCGAAGCAGGCGACGUACGCGCGAACGCAGAAUUCGAACGCGCACCACUGGAAGUGGCGCGGCACGGCGCUCGUGCGCCUGGGGCUCAAGCAGGUCGCGGACGCGCUCGAGCUCGACUUCGCGGACCUGGUCACGUCCGCGGCGUCGCUCGAGGACGUGGAAAAGCGCGUCGCCGCGUACGAGCGGUGGCUCGAGACCGCGCCCAUGUCCGCGCGGACGACGCACGCGAACGCGCUGUUCGCGUCCUUCGGCCUCGCCAACACGACCCGCGACGGCGGCUCCGCCUUCGACCUCCACGCGUUGCCGCCGCCGAGGGACGCCGACUCGACGGUGCGCGCGAAGCUCGAGACGGCCGUCGAGGCCGGCGCGCGGCUCUACGGCGACGACGAGGUCCGGCCCGCGGACAAGGUGGCAGAAUUCCCGGGCUUCAGUCCGCCGGAGACGCCGGGCGCCGCGCGCCGCGCGAUCGAGGAGAGCGCGAAGGAGGAGUGGCGGGCCUUCGCGGUCGUCGCCGCCGUCUCCGCGAUAUGCGUGUUAUAUAACAUCGUCACCGUAUUCAUGCCGAAACCCGUCGGCCUCGUCGAGACGUCCGGGCGACACGCGGGCGCCGUCGGUUGCGAGAUCCGCGCGACGAUCUGCGCCGCGGACGCGCUCCAGAUGUCCUGCCUCGCGCUCUCGCGCAUAUCCGCCUACGCCAUGUACCCGUCGCUCGUGCUCCUCUUCGUCACGAAGGCGCACGGCCUCCGCACGUUCCUCGGCCGGUCGUGUCUGGCCGUCUGGGUGCCGUUCCACGACCUCCACGCGCUCCACGCGGCGUGCGGCCGCGCCGUCGGCGUGUGCGCGUUGAUCCACGGCGUCGGCCACGUCGCGCGCUGGGCGAUCCGCGGCGAUUCCCGUUUCCUCUACGCGCACGUGACGGGCCGCACGGGCGUGCUCGCGCUGCUCGCCGCGCCCGUCGUCGUGCUGCCCAUGGCCUGGGGGCGGCUCCGCAAGAAGGUGCGCUACGAGGUGCGCAAGGGCCUCCACACGGCCGGGGCGCUCGCCAUGGGCAUCGCCGUCGCGCUCCACGCGCCGAAGUCGGUCGUCGCCUACGUCGUGGGCCCGGCCCUCGCGGUGUACGCCGCCGACGUGCUCUACCAGCGCGGCGUGCAGCUCUCCUUCGAGAACCCGCCGGGCUUCCGCGCGGACGCCGUCGGCUACGUCUACGUGAUGAUCCCCUGGAUCGCCAAGGACCAGUGGCACGCCUUCUCGCUCUACCAGUCGCCGGAGCACCCGGGCUACUCGUCGGUGUGCGUCUCCGCCGUCGGCGACUGGACGCGCAAGCUCCACGCGGAGGUCACGUUCGACACGGUGCGCCCCUGCUACGUCACCGGCCCCUUCACGAGCCCCUACGCGACGGCGUCGAACUUCGACAAUCUGGUGCUGGUCGCGUCGGGCAUCGGCAUCACGCCGGCGAUCAACAUCCUCGCGGCCGCCAAGGAGACGCGGCGCUGCAACCUGUUGUGGAUGUGCCGGGACGCGUCGCUCGUCGAGUUCUACCUCAGCGCGGUGGAAUUCGACGACGACGGCUACACCGUCGUCUACUACACGGGCAAGCGCGAGCUCUGCGUCGACACGAGCCGCCUCCCGGCGCGGGUCCUCGUCUUCGCGAAGCGUCCGAACCUGCCCCGGGCGAUCCAGGGCCUCAUCCACGCCAUCGAGACGGGCACCGGCCUCCCCGAGGACGCCGUCCAGGCCUCGGAGGAGGCCAAGGCCCGGGCGUCGGACGCGCACCGGCGCCAGAGCGAGCCCGGCGACGCGCCCAUGGACCGCUUCGCCGCCGCGGUGCGCGCCGCGCUCCGCGCCGACGGCCGCGACGACGUCGUCGACCGCUUCGUGCUCGCCGGCGGCGCCAAGGGCGUCGGCCCGGACGCGCUCGCGGCCGUCGCGGCGCGCCACGGCGCGGACCUGUCGGAGGCCGACGCGGCGCGGGUCGCCGCGGAGCUGCCCUCGCGCGAGGCCCUCGGCGCCUUCGUCCACGCCCACGCGAACGCCAUGGGCCACGCGCCCUCGCUCGCCGAGUUCGACGUCCACGGCGAGUCGCCCGACUCGCUCCGCGAGGAGUUCUCCCAGUCCCACGAGUCGUCGAAGAACUCCGUGAGCGCCGCCGACAUCUUCGGCGAGGCGGGCGUCGACGUCGACCGCGAGGCGUUCUUCGACGCGUGCGGUGCGCGGCUCUCGCGGUGGGAGAUCCUCUACUGCGGCGGCGCGCAGCCCGUCGUCGACGCGCUCACGAAGUUCUCGCGCGAGUUCUUCAUCUCCUUCCGCAAGGAGAAGUUCGACUGUCGUUGUGAACCGGGCAACGGGCUGCCAAACGAUGGAAGCCACAACCUUCUGCACGUGUCGUCGUCGCGCGUCGCGCCCGUCGAGGACGACGGCGACGCCGGCGCGGCUGCCGUACGGCUCCGAAACGACGCGGCCGUCGAGCGGCGGCUGCGAGCCCUCGAGGAGCGCGAGGCCGCGGUGCUCCGGCGCGAGGCCGCCGUGCUCCAGCGCGAGACGGACGCGCGGCAGCGGGAGACGGACGCGCGGGAGCGGGAGAAGUCCGCGUCGCUGCGCGAGGCCGACGCGCGCAGGGUCGGCGCGGCCGCGGCGCCGAAAGCCGAGGAGACCGAGGACCCGCUGAGCAACGCCGUCAAGAUCGUCGACGCCUACCAGAACUCCGGCGGCGAGGUGCCCCUGGGCGUCCACGUCCUCGAGGUCACGGCCUUGCAGCAGGCCGUGACGCUCCUCCGGAACAACGGCGACCGCUUCCACCACCAGCUCAAGGAGCUCAAGCAGCGCGAGGAGACCGUGCUGCGCGAUUGGAAGGGGACUUUCCGGGAGAUGGACCUGCGCAAGGCGCAGAAGUCGCUCGACAAGGCCAUGGGCGAGAGCCGGGAGCAGGAGCAGGCGCUCGUCGAGCAGUUCAACGAGAUGCGCGACGCGGGCGUCGAGCGCUUCGUGCCGCUCCUGCUCCACACGGUCGAGAAGUUCGACGCGCGCUACGAGCGGGCGGCGAACGCGCCCGGCGGCGAGGCCGCGCUCCGCGGCAUCGAGGCUCUCGUGAAACCGUUCCGGAGGUCCAAGCCCGAGAUCCACCAAAAACCGCCCUGCGCCGAGGAGGUCAACUCCCAGGCGACGCUCAUGCGCCUGCUGACGCGCGCCGUCGCCGCGGCGCCGGAGCUGCGGCGGCUCGCGGACGACUGCGUCCGCGCGGUGCGAGCGUCGCUACCGGACGCGCACGUCGAGGUCGUGCCGAGCCCCCAGCCCGUCAAGUCCAUCCGGCGCUGCCUCCAGAAGACGCAGUGCGACUACGGCGGCGACUACACGCGGAUCUCCGACUACGUGCGCUGCACGAUCCUCUGCGACCGCCUCGUCGAGGUCCGAGACGCGCUCGCGUGGCUGCUGGAGGCCCGCGCGGACCGCUUCGAGGUCAUCCGCGUCAAGGAUCGCAUCACGCGGUCCUGGGACCCGGAGCUCUCGGGGGGCAACCGCGACGUCAUGGUCAACGGGCGCCUCGCGCUCGGCCGCGACCACGACUUCGUCGUCGAGAUCCAGCUCCACGUGCGGUCCCUCUUCGAGCUCAAGGGGGACCUGCAUGUGCUCUACGAGGGCGCGCGCAUCCUCGGCGCCAUGGAGGCGACGACGACGACGCACGACGGCGUGCUCUCGGACGACGCGCUCGCGCGCGCGCGGCGCGGCAUCAUCCGGAAGCUCGUCGUCAAGCACACGAUCGUCAGCGAGGACCAGCGCCGGGACGUCGCGAAGCUGCUGACGACGGAGCCCUGCGCGCUGCUCGAGUGCAACCUCUACCGCGCGACGGACGCGACGGGCGCCGAGCCCGCGUUCCGGGGCUGGUCGCUCGCGGCGCUCGCGCUGCCGGACCCGACGCUCGGGCCGACGGCGCCGGCGUGCCGGCGGCUCCGGGUCCUGGAUCUGUGCGGCCUCGGUCUGACGGGGAACGUGCCGCCGGGCAUCGGGGAACUGCGGUCCCUCGAGUGGCUCAACCUGCAGGAGAACGAGCUCGCGGGCGCGCUGCCCGCGGCGCUCGGCACGCUGCCCCGCCUGAAGCGCUUCUCCGUGCACACGAACCAGCUGAGCGGCGAGCUGCCCGACUUUUCGCGGGCGUCGAAUUUGGAGAAGUUCUCCGCGCACACGAACCGCUUCGUCGGCGCCAUCCCCGAACAUUGGUCGAGGACGCUCAAGGACUUCAAGGUCCACCGCAACGCGCUGACGGGCCCCUGCCCCGACUUUGGCGCCUGCACGAAGCUCAAGGCCGUCUGGGCCUUCCAGAACGCGCUCGACCCGGAGACGCCCGCGACGCUCAUGAAGCUCGCGUCGUGCGACGUGCUCAUCCGCGACCCCGUCGAGGCGGAGCGCGCCGCCGUCGACGCCCAGGCCGGCGGCGGCCCCGUGUUCCGGCGCCUGCGGGGCGAGCCGGGCAUCUCGAUCCGCGCGGACGCGGCGCGGCCGGACCGGCGCCGCUUCUUCCUCGGCUCCGUGCUCGGCGCCGACGGCGCCGUCGCGACGUCCGGCGUGGCCUACUACGAGGUCGCGCUCCACACCGACGACCCCAAGUCCUUCGAGGUCGGCUUCGCGGGGCCCGCCUUCGAGCGGAGCGACGCGGAGGUCGUGACGUCCUUGCACGACGACCCGCACGCGUGGGCCGCGACACCGUCCGCGAAGAAGGGCGACACGGUGCGCCUCGCGGCGCUGCUCGACGCGGGCAUCGUGGGCUACGCGGUCAACGACGGGCCCUGGCGGCUCGUCGCGCGGAGCGGCGCCAUCGCGCGCGACGGCGCCUUUCCCCUCUUCGCGGCGUCGGGCGGCGCGGUCCUGGGCUUCCGGGCCGCGGCGCCCUUCGCCCACGCGACGCCCGACGCCGCCGUCGUCGACGCGCUCAAACUCGAGGUCGAGAAGAGCGACCGCGCCGAGGAGGCCAUCGCGCACUCGCAGCGCAUCCACGACGAGCAGGACGCGCGCGCGCUGAUGGCGUCGGGCUCCGCGCGCGUCGUCGACAUCAACGGCCAGAAGGUGCUCAUGUAA